Molecule: messenger RNA, 1719 nt
Organism: Trichoderma reesei QM6a
Lineage: Eukaryota; Fungi; Ascomycota; Sordariomycetes; Hypocreales; Hypocreaceae
Product: uroporphyrinogen methylase
Exons: 3
Coding region: 1-1719 (572 amino acids)
Biological process (GO): sulfate assimilation; siroheme biosynthetic process
Molecular function (GO): uroporphyrin-III C-methyltransferase activity
Source: RefSeq, a predicted model, not a curated record
AUGGCUGCGUCCUCACCCUCCGCCAGCACCGGCAACUCGAUGCUGGCAGGCCUCAACUGCACAGACAACAUCCAUCUCGUCGUCGGCACAAACCCACUGGCCGCAGCUCGAUGCACGCAGUCUCUCGCCGCCGGGGCGCAUCCCAUCGUCGUUGCGCCGCAGACGGCCGAGCUACACUAUGGCCUGCAGCGCAGGAUCGACGACGGCAGCGUCAAGUGGGUGCGCGAGGCCUUUGCCGACGAGCAUCUGUUUCGGCUGGGCAGACAAGAGGUGGGAGGCGUCGUUGAUGCCGUCUUUGUGACGGCCGCGGGAGCCCGGGAAGAGCUGGGCCCUCACAUCUCCUCCCUCUGCAAGCGCAACCGCAUCCCCGUCAACGUCGUCGACGCCCCCCAUCUCUGCACCUUCUCCCUCCUCUCCGUCCACUCCGACGGCCCCCUCCAGAUCGGCGUCACCACAAACGGCCGAGGCUGUAAGUUGGCCUCGCGCAUCCGUCGCGAGAUCGCCUCCUCCCUGCCGCUCAACCUGGGCGCGGCCUGCCAGCGCUUCGGCGAGGCCAGGCGACGCAUCCAGCAGCACGACGACGACGACAACGACAGGAACGGCUCGUCAGAGACGGCGCUGCUGGGCGACCUCGACGACUCAGUCGACCAGAGCGCGCUCUUCAACAAGCUCGUCACGGAGGAGGAAGACGUGCGGCGCAACAGGCGGAUGCGCUGGCUCAGCCAAGUCUGCGAGUACUGGCCCCUCAAGAAGCUCGCCUCCGUGGCCGACCACGAUGUCGACCGCCUGCUAGAAGCCUACGCCGCAGCAGGCACAACCGCAGAAAACCCCCGAGACGGCGACAUGAAAGACUCCAGCAGCCCGGGCCUUUUUCGUCCCAAGGGCAGAAUCAUCCUCGCCGGCAGCGGCCCGGGACACCCCGACCUGCUCACGCGCGCAACCUACAACGCCAUCCAGACAGCCGACCUCAUCCUCGCGGACAAGCUCGUGCCCUCGGGCGUCCUGGACCUCAUCCCGCGCCGCACGCCCGUCGAAAUCGCCCGCAAGUUCCCCGGCAACGCCGAGCAGGCCCAGGACGAGCUGCUGGCCGCCGCCCUCGCCGCCGCCUCCGCCGGCAAGACGGUGCUCCGCCUCAAGCAGGGCGACCCCUUCAUCUACGGCCGCGGCGGCGAGGAGCUCGCCCACUUCCGCCGGCACGGCUUCGACGGCCCCGGCGCCGUCACCGUCCUCCCCGGCGUCACCAGCGCCCUCAGCGCCCCCCUGUUCGCCGCCAUCCCCGCCACCCAGCGCGACGUGGCCGACCAGGUCCUCAUCUGCACCGGCACCGGCAAGAAGGGCAAGGCUCCCGCGCCGCCCGAGUACGUGCCCUCGCGGACAGUCGUCUUCCUCAUGGCGCUGCACCGUAUCGUCGGUCUCACAUCAUCCUCCUCCUCCUCAAGAGCCCUCUGGCCGCUUUCCACCCCCUGCGCCGUCAUCGAGCGCGCCAGCUGCCCCGACCAGCGCGUCAUCCGCACCACCCUCGCCCAUGUCGCCGAGGCCAUCGAGGCAGAGGGCAGCCGGCCCCCCGGACUCCUCGUCGUGGGCCGCUCGUGCGAGUUCUUGCAUCCUAUGGAGAAGGGCAGGGCGUGGGCCGUCGAGGAAGGUUUCAGGGGGCUGGAUGAACUCGGGGGAGGAGGAGGGAUGAUGGCUGCGGUGGAGGGGUUGGUGAUGGGGACGUAA